ACUGCUACAUUCAUUAUUUAAAAGGUAAUGAUUUCAGUGGUAGUUAGGCAGCUUGUUUGCAACGCUGCAGUGAAAAACAAGAAUUUCAGCUCCUGCAGGUAAACCUGUUGAGACGCUACAUUUAAACUGUCACAUAGCCGGACAGUCAGUGUGUGUGUCGUAGGAGGGGCAUCAACGAAUUAUGCCUUCAGCUGUGCAGGUUUAGAUUGCUGCCUCUGAGCUCAGUGAUCAUUUGCUGCCGGCCGACUUGGGUAACAUGCGAGGGCAAUGGGCCAUGGGACUCCUUAUAAUAUGAACUGGGCUGGACUUCUGCAGAGUCUGCUGGUUAUGCUUCACCUCGGGCAGAUCGCUUGCGGCUCCCUCCGGUUUUCUGUCAAGGAGGAACUGGAGCCUGGUACUCUGGUUGGAUCACUUAGUGAACUCUCUCCGCCUCCCUACCAGCUCCUGACCGACGAGUACCUGUGGAUGGACAAAAAUACCGGCGAUUUAUUCAUUACAGAGCGACAGAUGGAUCGUGAGCGCCUCUGCCCUGAUGAGACAAAAGCCGAUGGAUGCAUUAUUUUGCAGUAUGCCGUUGUGGGACCCUCUGAGGACCUCGUACAGUUUUUUGUCGUCGUAGAGGACAUCAAUGAUAACGCGCCGCGUUUUGAAAACACCAAAAUACACCUUAACAUUUCAGAGGUUGCACCCAUAGGGACGAGUCUCAUGCUGGAUGACCAAGCUCAGGACAGAGAUAGUGGACCAAACAGCCAGCUGGUGUACCAACUCAGAGGUUCUGGAGGAGCUUUCGCUUUAAGGGUUGAAGAAGACGGACAACUCAUCAUGCUGGUCGUAGAAACAGCUCUGGACAGGGAGACCCUGGACGUGUAUCAGAUGCAGCUGGUGGCCGCUGACUGCGGAGCACAACCUCUGAGCGCAUCAGUAUCUAUAAUUGUCACAGUGACUGACGUUAAUGACAACUGCCCGAGCUUUAGCCACGACAGCCCUCGCACCGCCACUAUCUCAGGAGGCGCCAAGAAGAACACGGUGGUCACUCAGGUUGUCGCCGCCGACCCAGAUGCAGGCCUGAACGCGGCCAUUGUUUAUUCCCUGAGUCCCAAGGUCUCUGAGAGGGCCAGGGAACUCUUAAUCCUCGACAGUCACAGUGGUCACGUCAGGCUAACACAAGACCUCGAAACAGACAGCUCUGAGGAGCUGGUGUUAAAAGUGUUAGCCAGCGGCCUUCACUGCCCACCAGCAGAGACUCGGGUAACCGUAUCCCUCCUCCCCAAGGCGACCCAAGGUCUAACAAUCAAGAUCGGGUUCAUAGCCGAGCAUCACAACCAAACUGUUGUGUUAGCAGAGGGCCAGCCCCCCACCGCCUUAGCCGUUUUAGAGCUUGAGGGUGACAGCGGCUUUAAAGACUCCUCUCUUGCCAUCGAGGGUGACGUGCCUUUCCUUUUGAGCCCACAGAGUGGCAAAUAUCUCCUUUCCACAUCAAAGGCUCUAGACUACGAGACGAGAAGCGAAUAUCACAUUUCUGUGGUAGCGCAAGGGGGUUCACCUGAAAGGGCUGUGAUCACUCCGCCUCGGCGAGAGAUCAGGGUGAGGGUGGAGGAUGUAAAUGACAACGCCCCACGUUUUCCCCGGUCUCACUACCUGCUGGAAGUGGAGGAAAACAACGAGCCGGGGUUGACGCUGCAGCAGGUAUCGGCUUCCGAUGCAGACAGCGGGCUCAACGGCAGGGUGACAUACACGCUGGACGAAAACACGGCGGCCGUCUUUAAAGUUAACUCGGCUACAGGCCAGCUGUCUGCCCUGGUUCCUCUGGACAGGGAGCAGAGCAGCGUGCACAAACUCACCGUGUUUGCUCGAGACGGCGGGUCUCCUCCCCUGGAGUCCCAGGCCUCUGUAAUCAUUCGUGUUCUGGACCAGAAUGACAAUGCGCCCGUUUUCACUACCCCUCACUUCAUCUUUUUCAUUCCUGAGAAUGCACCCCCGUUUGCUCGGGUGGGGAGCAUAGAGGCGGAAGAUCCGGACGAAGGAGAAAACGGAAAUAUAAAACUGCAGUUCGUAAACAGCGACGCACCUUUUGCUGUGGAUAGCGUGCAGAGGACGCUGCAGACCACCACCAAAUUGGACCGCGAGAUGACAGACGUUCAUGAACUUUACCUGGUGGCCAGCGACAAUGGGCGCCCAGUGGCUUUAACCUCCACUGCCAGGGUGACCGUGUUCAUAGAGGACGUUAAUGACAAUAAGCCACAAGUGAUCUUUCCCAGCAGCAAUUUUUCAUGCUUGGCUCUCUCGCCAAGUACUCCUGUGGGUACAACCAUAACAAAGAUCUACGCCACUGAUGAGGACUCGGGCUUAAAUUCAGAGAUUAUAUAUUCUGUUGCUGCACCAGUGGGGCACAACACCCCGUUCCAGGUACACUCAAAAUCAGGGAACAUCACCUUAAUUCAGGAGCUUUUGCACAAAGAAAUGGGAAUGCAUCAUCUGUUCAUUGUAGUAAGAGACAGUGGAAUACCAACUCCACUUUACACCACUGUGUGGAUUAACCUGUUGGUUAAUGAGAGCGCAGAUCGGUGCUAUCUAGAUAGGGUACCCACAUGGACCGGAAGAUCUGAUCUGGUUCAAAGUGCUUCUAAGUCUCCCAUCUGUGAGAUAGAAACACCCAGAUCUGUUCAGAUGAUAUAUUUUCAUCUUUUGGUCAGUAUGACGGUCUUAACUGCGGCAUUGUUUUUGACAACGGUUUGUUUGUAUCUGAAGCACAGAAAAUGCCCACCGAAGAAAAGGAAGGGACAGGCAGAAGAGAACCAGAUUCCGCUCCGAAUCAAAGACAAAUAUUAUUCUGAUGAAUAACAGAAUCUCACUUGCAGUUUCAAGCAUGCAAAAAAAAAAAAAAGCCAGAGAAGUAAACAUUUUGAGAGUGUUUGUCUUGGGCUUUACGCGUUUCAAAAAAAAUCCCUCCGUGCUUCCUCAAUGCCUCUGUUUUCAGAUGUAGAGGCAAAGUCUAGCAGGUCUCCGAUAAGUGUCUUAAACAAUGUUGCUGGAAAAAGAUAAGAGGAGCAUUUGUUUUCCUUGAGAACUCCAACAUCAUAGACAUAACAUGCAUCAGACGGUGUACACAGCAGAGCCACAGAUCAGAGCAAUGAAGAGGCAAUGUGGCUUCAUUAGGCCAAAAGAUUCUCAAGAAAGCAUGAAAACGAAGCUAAUUGUGCAACAAGUUGAUUGGGCCAGUCUCAGAUUACUGACCUUGAGUGAUGGGGGGGGGGGGGUCUUACAGCAUUUAGACACACAAAGGGGUUUAAUGUUCCUUCAGAGGGGGAAGUGAUGAAAGUGUCUAAAGGAGUAACCCUGAGACGAGCUCCGGGAGCAAAGAGCCGCCGCACACAGCGGAGAGGCAGCCGUUACCCGAUAACUCCGGUUCUCACCCACAAGGUUGGAUCGAGCCCAAAAGAGAGACAAACGCACAGUACUGCGCCCAGCUCCCCACCAGGCGUGCCAUUUCAAUCCCUGACGACUGAAGUCACAUUCUACUCAAAGAUGUAUUUACAAACGGCAGCUGGCGACACAUUCGGAUGGAUCCGGAGGAACAAAUUAGAUCUAAAGCCGGUUAAGGGGCUGCAUUAAAUAUGAAUGAGCCAAGGUACGGCGUGUUUACAAAUUCGGGAGCAAACAAUUGCACAAAGAGGGAGGGGAAACUUUUGACUUUUCCAAAUCUGUACGGCGUGGUGGUGCACUGCUCAGGGUAGGAAAAGAGGGGAAAGCAAGGAGACGGAGGCUGUAAAACACAAUGUACAACAACCUGGUUAGUGGAGAACAAGGCUUAUAUAACAUGAGCUGUGUCUCUGAGGACGUCUGAGCUAGCUGCUUCAGAAAUAACUAAAAAAAAUCUAAUAAGGCCCGCGCUGUGAGGAUAACUACGUUAACUGGGAUCAAAUAAGGAGCACCAGAACCAAAUUAGGAAUUAAAUUAAACUAGCCUCUUUACAAGAGAAAUUAAAAAGGCCAUUGGAUCACAAGAUACAGUCAUUAUUUUAUUUUUGAUGUAUAUAUGUACAUUAUGCCUAUAAAGCGUUUUUGUAGCAUUGUAUUUAUGAUUAAAAAAAACAUUUCCUGAAAAAAAAAUAUCUUUGUAUUUCUUUUUACAUUAAGCUGAAAUUGCACCUUUUGAAACAAUGCAGUUGGCAGGGAAAAGUCUGCCACCUAGUGGACGCAGAUGACGCCAAAUCCUGUGCUUUUUGUGAAAUUUGACCAAGAGGGAGAGGAUGAAUGAAUCAGAGGACAGCUCCUCACUUUGCGGCUGUCAUGUUGCCUGUGAGAACAGUGAUGUGUCCCCCGCUGCCCUGCUCCCACUCACAACGCAUCUUCUUUCACUCAGGUUUCAGUUUAUCUUUCCAAGCUGAACACUUAAUUGUAGCCCGAGAGCCGCAAUUGACCCGAAGGCCAUGUGGAUUAUUUGUGAGCUGCAUUUUGGGGGGGAAUUCUAUGAUCGUGUCAUAUAACGAUUCAUCUUGUUUUGUUUGCUGAUUGUUUUGCCGUUUUAUUUAAGAGCCAGGAGGCGUUGAGACACAUUCGCUACCCCUCGCUGCCUCUCAAUUGUCCCAUCGUCUGGCUUUCUGUCAUCCAUAUUUCCCGUUUGUGAACAUUCCAGAGCGUAACAGAGCAUUUAAGACAGACAUGACGAAACACGCACCGGGUUCGCCGCCACCAUCGUCUGAUGCAGUUUUUAUGUUCAGGACUCCAUCUCAUAAACGGGGUUAUGAUGGGAACUGACAGCUUUACUCGGAGUGCGGAGUAGCUUCAGCUGGCUAUCCACAGGCAGGUUUUAUUUCAUCUUUCAUUGACCAAGGAUACAUGCUUUCAAUAAGUCCGUGAUCAUUUUGUUAAUGCAAAUAAAUACGCCUGUGUUGUCUCAAUGCUCUUAU
This is a messenger RNA of Fundulus heteroclitus (mummichog), 4909 nucleotides long. It is a transcript of the gene pcdh20l, whose product is annotated as protocadherin 20. Gene Ontology annotation, biological process: homophilic cell-cell adhesion. Gene Ontology annotation, cellular component: plasma membrane. Gene Ontology annotation, molecular function: calcium ion binding. The record is from RefSeq and is a predicted model, not a curated record. Lineage: Eukaryota; Metazoa; Chordata; Actinopteri; Cyprinodontiformes; Fundulidae. The transcript has 2 exons. The coding region runs from base 268 to 2841 and encodes 857 amino acids.